This is a messenger RNA of Rhinocladiella mackenziei CBS 650.93, 789 nucleotides long. RefSeq lists its product as uncharacterized. NCBI's taxonomy places the organism in Eukaryota, Fungi, Ascomycota, Eurotiomycetes, Chaetothyriales, Herpotrichiellaceae. Gene Ontology annotation, cellular component: proteasome core complex; nucleus; proteasome core complex, alpha-subunit complex. The transcript has 3 exons. Gene Ontology annotation, biological process: ubiquitin-dependent protein catabolic process. The record is from RefSeq and is a predicted model, not a curated record. The coding region runs from base 1 to 789 and encodes 262 amino acids.
AUGUUCAGAAAUAAUUACGACAACGACUCUGUCACUUUUUCACCUCAAGGCCGAAUAUUUCAAGUCGAGUACGCUCAGGAGGCUGUCAAACAGGGAUCAGUAGUGGUUGGGGCUGUGAGCAAGAAACACGUCGUUUUAACUGCCCUCAAGAGAAACGCGGAAGAAUUGUCCUCGUACCAGAAGAAGAUUGUCGGUGUCGAUGACCAUCUAGGAGUUGCGCUGGCCGGUCUUGCUUCCGACGCCCGCGUCCUGUCGAACUUCAUGAAACAGCAGUCUCUGUCCUCCAAAAUGACCUAUGGCCGAGCUAUACCCGUUGAACGCAUUGUCAAUAUGAUCGGUGAUCGUGCCCAGACGAACACACAACAUUACGGCAAACGACCCUACGGUGUCGGAUUAUUAGUAGCCGGAGUAGACGAGCUGGGACCGCAUCUGUUCGAAUUCUCCCCGUCAGGUAUGACUCAAGAAAUGUCGGCUUGUGCAAUUGGCGCCAGAAGUCAGAUGGCUCGUACGUAUCUCGAGAGACAUCUGGACGAAUUUGCGGAAUGCAAUCGGGAAGAAUUGAUCAAACAUGCUCUGUUGGCCUUGAAGGAGAGUCUGGCGCAAGAUAAGGAGCUGACUGUGGACAACACAAGUUUGGCCGUGAUUGGAAUGACGGAGAAGGGUGGACGAAAGAAGCUGGAGAGCUUCAAGCUGUACGAUGGACAAGAUGUUGCGCCUCUCCUGGAAGCCAGUGUGGAAUCGACAUCGACAGAAGAGGCUGGUGGAGAUGCUAUGGAGACGGAUUCGUAA